This is a messenger RNA of Paracoccidioides lutzii Pb01, 2085 nucleotides long. RefSeq lists its product as hypothetical. The transcript has 2 exons. Gene Ontology annotation, cellular component: nucleolus. Gene Ontology annotation, biological process: ribosomal small subunit biogenesis. Gene Ontology annotation, molecular function: protein binding; RNA binding. The record is from RefSeq and is a predicted model, not a curated record. The coding region runs from base 1 to 2085 and encodes 694 amino acids.
AUGAAGGCCCAGGCUGCUGCGCGGAAGAAUAAGAAGAGCAUGGGAGUGGAGUCCGGGCGUGAGAGGGAGGGUAGUGAGGAAAGCGACGAAUUCGGCGAGGAAGACGAAUUUGACGGCUUUGACGACGAUGACGACGAUGACGGCGACAGCGUCUCCAAUGACAGCGGCCAGGACGAUGAGGACACCACCCAAAAACCAAAGAAGCGAGAAAACCCCUACCUCCCCCCGGUUUCUACCCCCGCAGCACCGCCCAAAUACAUCCCCCCUUCUCUCCGCAACCAACCAUCAAAUGAAUCAGAAUCCCUAACCCGCCUCCGCCGCCAAGCACAAGGCCACCUCAACAAACUUUCCGAAGCAAACCUCCUCUCCAUCCUGCGCGAGAUAGAAAAGCUGUACCAAGAUUACCCACGCCGCAACGUCACAUCGACGCUUAUAGAGCUUCUGAUGGGCCUGGUGUAUGACAGGAGCGUGUUACAGGAUACGUUUAUAAUACUACAUGCGGGGUUUAUUGCAGCUGUGUAUAAAGUGAUGGGGAUGGAUUUUGGGGCAGAGCUUGUUGAGGCAGUUGUGAGGAGGUUCGAUGGGGAUUACGAGGUGGCGAGGGUGAAGGGGAGGGAGGAGAAGGAGAGUGAUGGCGGAGGGAAUAAUAACAAGGAGAUGCUGAAUGCCAUCUCGCUAUUGUCGCAUCUGUAUAGCUUCCAUGUUAUCGGAUGUAGUCUGAUCUUCGACUAUAUCCGUCUAUUCCUAACAGAGAUCACAGAACUAAACACCGAACUUCUCUUGCGAAUCAUCAAGAACUCCGGCCCCCAGCUGCGCGCCGACUCCCCCUCAACCCUCAAAGACAUAAUCCUCCUCCUCCAACCCACCCUCUCAACCCUAGACCCAAACACCCUCUCCGUCCGCACAAAAUUCAUGCUCGAAACAAUAACAGACCUAAAAAACAACCGCCUAAAGUCCAACGCCGCCUCCGCCUCCUCCCUCUCCUCAACACACAUAACAACCAUGCGCAAAAUCCUCGGCUCCCUCAAUGACUCCCCCCGCACCCUCCGUGCCAGCGAACCCAUCCGCAUCGGCCGCACAGACAUCCAUCAGGCCGAUAAGAGGGGCAAGUGGUGGCUUGUCGGCGCCAGUUGGAGGAGGGAUGAUGCGGCGAACCAGCACAACGGCCAGCAAGAUACCACCGAUGCUGGUGCUGCUAAUGCACAUGCACAUGCCGCGACAGCGCUGGCAGAUACCUUAAACGACAACGACGGCAUAGGCGGGAAAGAGGUCGAUCUCUUGCAGCUCGCCAGAGCGCACGGGAUGAACACGGACGUCCGCCGCUCGAUAUUCGUUGCCAUAAUGUCCGCCGCUGACUACCGGGACGCGCACAUGCGGCUGGCCAAACUGCGCCUGAAGCGAAAUCAGGAGGGCGAGAUACCGCGCGUACUCCUGCACUGCGCUAUGGAAGAAGAGGCGCAUAAUCCGUAUUACACGCUUAUAGCGCGCAGGCUGUGCGGAGAGCGGCGGAUGAAGAUGGCGUUUAUGUUUUCGCUGUGGGAUGUUUUCAAACGGAUGGGGGAGGGGGGGGUGUAUGGGGAUGAUGAUGGUAGUGGUGGUGGUGGUGGUGGUGGUGGUGAGGGGGACAAUGAGGUGACGAGCAAGGCUAUUGUGAAUCUGGCGAAGAUGUAUGGGAGUUUGAUUGCGGGUGGGGAGAUGGGGUUGGGGGCGCUGAAGGUUUUGGAUUUUGUGUAUAUGCAGAGUAAGACGAGGGUGUUUGUGGAGGUGCUGAUUGUUGCGGUUAUGGCGCAGACGCAGCAAAGAAGGACGCGGGAGCUUCAGAGGGAGCGGGAUGGGUCUGGGUCGAGGAAAGGACGGGAUGGUGGUGAAGGUGAGGAGGGGUUCGAUGAGAAGGCGCUGGCAGAUGUGUUUUUGCGGACGAGGGAGACGCCGCAGGUUGUGCCGAGGCUGAUUUAUUUUAUUCGGAAAGUUGUUGCGAAGACGGAUAUUGUGGUGUCGAAGAGGGAGAGGAGGAUCGUCAAGUGGGGGUGUAAGGUUGCGUUGGAUACGUUGAAGGCUGUAUCGAGGGCUGGUGGGGAUGGUUGA